Molecule: messenger RNA, 686 nt
Organism: Erythranthe guttata (spotted monkey flower)
Lineage: Eukaryota; Viridiplantae; Streptophyta; Magnoliopsida; Lamiales; Phrymaceae
Product: sterol carrier protein 2
Cellular component (GO): cytosol
Source: RefSeq, a predicted model, not a curated record
GCGGUGGUGGCAGUUACUUGCUUCCUCCUAAUCAACCACCCCUACCCAUCCCCACUCAUCUAUAUAGAUAGAUACAUACGAUUCAUGUAAAUAUAUAUAUAAGUAGUCAUCACCACCGCCGGCGCGUGAACGACACCACAACCGAUGGCGAGCUCCACUCAGCUGAAAUCCGACGCGCUAAUGGAGCAGAUGAAGCUCCACAUGUCAACCGAUGCAGGAAAACAGCUAAUUAAGAAAAUCGGACUCGUUUAUCAGAUCAAUAUCGCGCCCAAGAAACUCGGGUUUAAUGAGAAGUCUUUCGUCGUUGAUUUGAAGAAAGGGGAGGUUAAAGAAGGGGUGUAUGAAGAUGGUAAACCAGAUGCUACCUUUUCAUUCAAAGAUGAUGAUUUUAUUAAGGUUGCCACUGGGAAGAUGAAUCCUCAGUUUGCUUUCAUGAGGGGUGCAAUAAAGAUCAAGGGUAGCAUAAGUGCAGCACAGAAAUUUACUCCCGACAUUUUCCCCAAACCUUCGAAGAUGUGAGGUGCGGCAUCACUCGGUUAAUCCAUAUUUCAGUCGCUUUCUACGUUUUUUUUUUCCGUUCUAUAAUCCAUGCAUAUUUAUUAGUUUUCGCAAUAUGUGUUAACAAUUCGAAACGAUGAAUAUUUUCGCAAUGAAAGAGUAGCCGAUUUUUCGUGCAUAUUCAGUUA